Molecule: messenger RNA, 756 nt
Organism: Cladocopium goreaui
Lineage: Eukaryota; Dinophyceae; Suessiales; Symbiodiniaceae
Source: the annotation of a GenBank genome assembly
UGUUUCAAUGCGAUGAGUUGCCAUGGCCAGCACUUCCUUGUUACUCUUCACCCUUCUGACAGUGAUCGCAGAGGGCUUCUAUUGUCGUGUCUUGGAGGACGUGGCGCGAAACUUGCCGCGAGGCUGGCGGCAAGCCUUGAGGCAGUUCAACCUGCUGCUCUGCCAGAAGGAGACCACAAAAAAUUCGCUGGUUUCGGAGGAUUACCUCGAAGAUUUGGAACAUCCUGCAUCUUUCUUCAGGGUGGAGUUCAAAAAAAAGGAUCUACACGAGAAAGUGGGCUUUGAUGUGAUACUCCGCAGUGACUACCUUGAAGUCGAGAAGGUGCAUGAAGGAUCGGUGGCUGAAUGGAAUGCUCUCAAACCACUGAAGGCGCUCCAACGAAGGGAUCGACUGAUUGAGGUGAAUCGGAUCAUUGGAAAUUCCAGCAAAAUGGUGGAAGAAUUGAAGCACUCAGCAACGGUGCGGUUGCUGGUGAUCCGAGUCAGUGAGCAGGACAGAAGAGAACUGGACCGAAAGACAGCUGAGAAGGAUCUUCAGAAGGCCCUUGCUCUGCCAGGGCCCCGAAAUCUGCUGGCGGGCAUUCCGGAGCCAGGCAAUUCGAAGGUGGUCACACUCCAUGCGAGGAAUGUGGAGCAGUUCCUGGCCAUUCAGCCCAUCACGGUCUUGAUGGUCUAUGCACAUUGGUGUGCCGACAGCCAAGCCUUUGCGCCGCAGUUCCGUCGUGCGGCGGAGCUGGUGGAGCUUCGUGAGCCGAC